UACCGUAGUCGUCACUCGCCCGAUGCCAGUUACUGAAGACGAGGUCGUCCCACAAACGCCAUUUUCUGUUGUUCCUCGGUUUUAUAACCCACACUGGAGUGUUAUCAACAACUUGCUUCGAUCGUGUCAUGUGAAUAAAGCACAAUUUAUCCGUAAAACAAUUCAGUGUCAAGUGCAAACAGUGACUGACUUUGGAUUUUAGUGUGAACUCGGUGAUACCUCGAGGGCGAUGCCCGAACACGCGACCGGGGGUGCGUCGGCGGAUAUGAUGUCAAGGGAUCCAAAGCGGUGAGUGGGUCUUGUGGUACCUCGAGUGAGUCUCCAUCGCUAUAAAAAAAACUCCCCAAGAUGCCACUACCAAAGAGACUGGUUGAACCAGUGCACGUAGCACGUGGUACAAUACCAGAGUCAUUUCCACUGCCAUCGGAGCUUGAGGCUGCGACAAAUGGCACACUUGCUAACACUAUAAGGCAACUGUCAAGUUUAUCCCGACACGCUGAGGAUUUAUUCGGUGAAUUGGCGAGGGAAGCGCACACACUGAGCGAUCGUGCUAAUUCACUGCAAGCGAGAAUAGACAGAUUGGCUGUCAAAGUUACCCAGCUGGACAGUAAUGUCGAGGAAGUCUCCCUGCAAGAUAUUCACAUGAGGAAGGCCUUCAAGAGCUCUGUGGUAUUCGAUCAGCAAGUUGUUUCCAGGGAUACCAUGCCCACAGCUAUGCUGGAGACUUAUCAGCAGUGCGACACACCUCCGCCACUCGAUAAACUCAAUGUCUACAGGGAGGAUGGCAAAGACGGAUUGAAAUUCUACACAGAUCCAAAUUACUUCUUCGAUCUGUGGAGUCAAGAAAUGCUCAAGGAUACAGAGAAAAAAUUACACGAUCGGGGCAAAAAGACCGAGUCUGAAUAUGCCGAACCGUUCAGAGAGCCACACAGGCCUCGGAACGAUGGGGGCGGUGGUGGAGGUGGUAGACACAAGAAGCGUGUGAGACAACCCCACAACACGAGAGAGAGACAGCGACAAUUGGCGGUCGGUCAUGGGGAGUACAUAAUGCCGACCCAGGGAGUUCAGUAUCGAACGCCCCAUAAUAUUACAGAUGAAUCAUUACUGGGAUUGGUAAUGACUGAUCCAAGACCACCGAGACCCAACAGUAUCGAGUUGAGGAGAAGUUAUCCAGCUGAUGAGCAGAAUUUGUACAGUCCACCAACGGCUAAUGAUCAUUAUAGGUCGACAAAUUACUCAGGCCAAGCUUAUGACGACGGUAGUCUCUACAGUUCUCACUAUGCACCCGGCCAGAUUCAGCCAGGCAGUGAGACCUACCAAUCGCCGGGUCAAAGUACACCAAGCAGAGGUGGUAAAUCUCGACCGUCUCAACCACCCCCAGCUCCACCCAGCAAUGCCUCGAGCAAUUCAACUCCGACAAUUGCAUCGGCAAAUAAUACCCCAACAAGGGGUAGAUCAAUGAGCACAGGGAGAGAUACACUUCCACCACCGCCACCACCACCCGGUGAAAUAAUGUCACCACCGUCGAUUAAUGGUACAAUACCAGCGCAUUUGCUCAAUAGAAAUGGCAGUCGUUCAAACAGCCCUCUACCGAGCCACCAUUCAACCCCAACACCACCGAAUCAUGGAAUACCAAUGGGGAUUGAUGAGCCUGAUCCAGCACCACAGGAUUUACCACCACCACCACCAACACCAGAUCCAAUACCAACAAGGCCGAUAUCACCGCCAUGCAACAUUCCACCACCACCACCACCUCCACCACCACCACCAGUUGCUAAUGGACCGAUGCAAUCUGUACCACUUACUAAUGGAGAUAUUGCUAAGAUGAUUGCUACUAAUCCACCAAAAUUGAGACCCAUCAAGAAUAUGGUCGAUGGACAAAUCAAGAAACCACCAAACGCUAACAUUCCUAUUGUCGAUCCCAGAAAUGAUCUGCUGAAGGCUAUCAGAGAUGGAAUUAAACUCCGAAAAGUGGAAAAAAUUGAACAGAAGGAGGUGGAGCGCGUCAAUGCGCUGAAUGACGUGGCAUCGAUAUUGGCACGACGUGUGGCCGUUGAAUUCAGUGACAGCGAUUCAGCGUCGGAAAGCGAGUGUGACAGUGAGGGCUGGGGUGAGCAGGACUCGAGUUUAGCGUGACCCGUGUCGUAUCCACCCACAGCAUCUGUCUCGUAAACUAUCACAACAAUGUUUGAUGAGUGAAAACAGGAUUAGUGAAUUCGAUGAACGCUGUUGAGAAUUUGUGUAUAAAUUUUCCGCAGAGAAUCAUUGAAAUUCAAGACUAUUCUUUCAAUUUUUAGACAGUUAGGAAUGUGCCCUAUGGGAGGGUGGACAUUCGUGUCGAAAUAUUUGGGAAUUAUGCGAUUCAAGUUCGUAAGAAAUUCUUUGAUGUGAAAGACAAAUAUAGAGUUAUCAAUGACGGUGAUCAGUCGAUGUAACCCGAACAUAAAAAAAAAUCGAUAGAAAUUGAGAGAUAAAAAAAAAAUUCCAACUGUUCAAUAAUUUGUAUUUAACGCGCACAUUACUGUAUCCUCAACGCAAUAAAUAACUGUUCUGAAAGCGCAUAAUAGGUACAUUCCGCAAGUACUAUUGAUAAGUGAUAAAGGAGAAAUUAUAACGGAUCUUCUAUUCAUUAUUCUUCGUAUGUACGAGUGCUUUCUCUCAAUAUAUUGAAAAGAAUGAAUUUAAUUCAAAGGCCAAUAUCUCCUCGGGCAUAACGAGUCCUAGAUACGAAACAAAAUAAUUAACAAAAAACUAUUGAGAAGGCAAAUACUCCAUUACCAUAGGCUAAAUAAAUUUUUUAAAAAUCAGAUCUUCGUAAUUUCUUCCAGCCGAGCGCGAGAUAGAACGGACAACAACAAUUGUGAUUUACAUUUCAUCAAUAACAAUUUACUGAGAACAACAAUUCUUUAAAGAUAUAUAAACAUAUAUUGAUUGUUAAGAUAACACAUAAUUAAAUGUGUUAGUCUGAUGGAUAUGAAUAAUUAUCAAUGUGAAUUGGAAAGAUGUUUUACACAAAGUGUUUGAUUGGUGAAUAUUCGAUGCUUGUUAAUAUAAUCUAAAGCUGCACGUAAAUUAAUAAAUUGAUUAAUGAUUAAUAAAAAUUUAUAAUCCUCCGUAAUGCACAGCCCUGUAUAAAAUGCUAGGGAGAGGAACUAUUUCUUCAUCAACGACGAGUGUAAAUUUAUUAAUUAUAAUUUAAGAGAUAGUAAACGGUGAAAGCCCUAGGAAACCAAUAAAAUUUAUGAUUCUUCAAUGUAACAUGUUUAUACAUACAUAUAAUGUACGAAACUUCAAAUGGAAGGUAAACUAGGUGUAAGCUGAUUUUAAUAUCUAAAAUGUUAUUUCCGCCAACUACGACACAGUAUUUAUCUCGUAAUAUUCAUAUUUCAAGUCCUUUUCUAUGGGAAAUAGGGGUGAGACUGCACUGAAAUUUUAUUUAUUUAUUUAUUCCUUCAAAAUUCAUUGAAUGGAGACAGAAAAUUGAGAAAUAAUAGAAAUGAUGAUUAACUCAAGUUGAUCUUUUGAACAGAGAUAAAGUUUAUUUGCGUAGAAUUUUUUAAAAUGGAUCUUUUAAAGAUGUGCGCUUGGUAAUAUUCAAUGGAUUCAUUUUUUGGUAGAAAUUGGGUAGACUUGGAAAACCAAUCAGUGUAGACAUAGGGAGGGGUAAAUGUAAGGCCCUGCAGUUUAAAAAUUUCAGUACAGUUUUGGCUCAGAAUAAAAGGAUGAUGAAACAGCGAGAGGUAAUGUAUUGAGAAUAAUGUAAAUUCAAGAUACGAAGUAUCAACGGAAUUCUUAACAUUAUCCACGAAGAAGGGAACGGCUAUGAUUAAUAAUUAACCAUAGAGAUGGUGAAUAUACCGCAUGUAUAAAUUAACAUGAUUAUAAUUCCGUUUGCACUCGGAAUAAUGAAUUCAGAAAAAAGAGAGGUGGUUCGAUGCUAAUUUUCUACCCUACGUCAACAAAAAAAUGUGCAUCAUUGAGAUGUUUUAUUUGACUGGGGGGCAAAGAGUGCGGAUGAUAUUUCACGUAAUAAUUAAUGUAAUUGUAUUAAUGGAUAAUGAAAUUUGUAGGUAAAAUGAAGAGAAACAUUGUACAGAGCCAAAUAAAAUCAAAAAAUUUCAUAAAUUAUGGAAA
Diachasmimorpha longicaudata is the source of this 4134-nucleotide messenger RNA. RefSeq names its product actin-binding protein WASF3 (gene SCAR). Gene Ontology annotation, molecular function: actin binding; Arp2/3 complex binding; protein kinase A regulatory subunit binding. Lineage: Eukaryota; Metazoa; Arthropoda; Insecta; Hymenoptera; Braconidae. Bases 349 to 2136 code for a protein of 595 amino acids. The transcript is spliced from 8 exons. The record is from RefSeq and is a predicted model, not a curated record. Gene Ontology annotation, biological process: positive regulation of Arp2/3 complex-mediated actin nucleation; actin cytoskeleton organization. Gene Ontology annotation, cellular component: cytoskeleton; SCAR complex.